Clunio marinus is the source of this 684-nucleotide messenger RNA. The record is from the annotation of a GenBank genome assembly. NCBI's taxonomy places the organism in Eukaryota, Metazoa, Arthropoda, Insecta, Diptera, Chironomidae.
AUGAAAAAUCGAAAAGAAUUCCAAUCUAGGAUUGGACUUAGAAGGCAUCAAAGAAAAUUGAAUGAACAGAAAAGAAAUGAAAUUAAAAUUAAAAAUGAAGAAUGGGAAAUGUUAGAAGAAAAUCCAAUUAAAAAAUGGUUCUCAAACUUUUGUAAUCACACGACUAUUCAUGACAUAACUUAUCUUGGUCAAUCGAAUCUUCAUUGGUCGGAAAGUCCUUUGUCGACUGUUGUUGAAAGCACAAUUUUCCCUGUUUCUGAAAUAUCUUUUCCAGCAAUCACGAUUUGUAACACCAAUAGAUUCCAUAAGGAACGAUUUCUAAAAGCUAAGGACAUUUUUCUCCCUGAUGCUGAUCGGGAAACUCGUGAAGAAUUUCAACUUUUUCUCACAAAUUUGAAUAAUUCACAAUUUGGUGCUUUCGAUGAAUUUGAUGAAAAAGCUUUCAAUCUUACACCAACUAUGGAAUUAAAAUUGAAUUCCUUAAAUUUGACAGAAGUUUUUAAAUUUGUUAUGUUAAGUUGUGAAGAAAUAAUUUUUAACGAUAAAUGUUGGUGGAGAAAUAAAUAUUUUAAUUGUUGUGACAAUUUGAUUUAUCUUCAAAGAAGUGGCUAUGGACUUUGUUAUAGUUUCAACAAUGCGGUUUCUAACAUUGGAUUAAGAAGAAAAGUAGAAAAACUCUUCUGA